Messenger RNA from Zasmidium cellare ATCC 36951, 951 nucleotides. RefSeq lists its product as uncharacterized. Bases 1 to 951 code for a protein of 316 amino acids. The transcript has a single exon. Lineage: Eukaryota; Fungi; Ascomycota; Dothideomycetes; Mycosphaerellales; Mycosphaerellaceae. The record is from RefSeq and is a predicted model, not a curated record.
AUGGAGCGUCAACCAGCCUACCGCCGUCCCUCCUGGGCCCGCACCGAGAAAUCCUACAAGUUCUACAUGCGCAAGGACCUCGCCGUCGACCGCUCCCCCUGCUCCGACAACGGCAUGGAGAACUUCUCCUACGACCCUGAACACCUCACCAUCUGGCAGAUGCCCGAUCACCUAUGUGAGCGCCUCCCUCAGCAACUCGGCGACGCCGUCAAGGACUGGGAGUACGCCGGCGCGGCCGUCUGCACCGCCCUCGAACGCAUCAAGAAACUCGACCAGCAGGCCAUCUACCGCGGCUACCCCGACAAGUCGAAGCACCACCUCUCGCGCCACACCUCGAACCAGUCGCCCGCAGUGGUCGGAGCCGACACGCCACCGAUGAGUUCCCCCGACUCGCCCACCCCAUCCAUGUCCUCCUCCAUCCUCCCCCUCGAGAAACUCUCCUUCGAAGGCCUCCCCCAACGCCGCACCAACAUCCCCGGCAUGGAAUCCCCACCCUUCACCCCCCUCGACAGCAAAGCCUGCCCAACCCCCGUCAUGCCCACCACGCAAAAGGACACCCACGCAGGCGCCAUGCCCGACGCCUCCCAACUAGCGCGCCAGCUCUCCCCACUCAGCAUCAUCACCACCGACUCGAGCAUCUCCCUCCCACCGCCCGCCUUCGACGAAAACGCCUGGGAAACAUACCUCUCCGCUUUCAAAGCCGAGCUCGCCGACUGCAAGGAGCACGCCUGGCCGCGUUUCCGCGGGUACGGAUACACGGUCGACCGGAUGCGCGUCGAGCUGGGUCAAGGACAGGAGGCCGAGCAUCGCGACGUCAUGAGGGAGUUUCAGGAGUGGUGGGGCGAGAUGAAACUCAAGGUGGGCGAGUAUGAGCGGGAGGUGAGGGAGUGGGAGGUUCCGAGGAUUGAGGUUGUGGUGCUGGAGAGGAAGGCGAGGGGGUUGGUUUGUUGA